Ilex paraguariensis (yerba mate) is the source of this 369-nucleotide messenger RNA. The record is from the annotation of a GenBank genome assembly. Lineage: Eukaryota; Viridiplantae; Streptophyta; Magnoliopsida; Aquifoliales; Aquifoliaceae.
AUGGCGCUGUUGCUGGAGGAAAUAAUUCGAUCGGUGGAGCUGUGGUUGAAGCUGACCAAGAAACAAGAGGCCUACGUGGACCCAACUCUCGAUCCGGUUCUUUUAGUGCCUGGUGUUGCCGGUUCGAUACUGAAGGCUGUUGAUGAGAACGGUAAAGAUGAGCGCGUCUGGGUAAGGAUUCUCGGGGCCGAUCGUGAGUUCAGGACCAAGCUUUGGUCUAUCUUCGAUCCUUCGAUCGGAAAAACUGUGUCUUUAGAUUCCAAGACAAGUAUCGUGGUUCCCGAAGAUAGAUCCGGUUUAUAUGCAAUCGAUAUAUUGGAUCCCGACAUGGUAAUUGUUGUUCCUGGACACUAUUUUAUGUAUGUUUAA